AUGGAGCACGCAAACUGGGUGGAAGGUUUAGUAGCGAACAAUGCAUUCAUUUACAGUACCAUAUCUGUCGAGGGAAUUGACAUGGACAUCGCUUUUGCCAACCCCACCAUCAUAACAUUGGCGAGGUACUUGUUAUAUGACAAUAAAAGCGGAGAAAAUAUCAACAUUGCUCUGUUAUCUUCCGCCCCCAUUGUAGCGCCCUUGGGCACUCUUGGUGCGACAGCCAAGGUGAAAUGGUGGAGUGAUGCACAAGCUGGAUUGACACGCAGCGGGAGCAUGCUGGACCAUUGCUUCACUCCUUUGUAUGAACUUAAGCAUCCCAGGUAUUCCCACGCUGGUACUAGGCGGUCAUCAAUGUCCCCUGAACUUCCGCACAGGCGAAGAUUUCAUAUCAGAUGGGUUACCCCACACCUCCCAUGGAUGUCUCUUGAUGAGGAUGGUCAAGAGCCGCCUGUGUUCAUCAACAAUAAUCCUUUUAAGGCAAUGGUUUUAUCGCCUCAUUCUGACCUUCUCCCGUCGUCUUGUCAGAAUUAG
Messenger RNA from Suillus fuscotomentosus, 534 nucleotides. RefSeq lists its product as uncharacterized. The record is from RefSeq and is a predicted model, not a curated record. NCBI's taxonomy places the organism in Eukaryota, Fungi, Basidiomycota, Agaricomycetes, Boletales, Suillaceae. The coding region runs from base 1 to 534 and encodes 177 amino acids. The transcript is spliced from 6 exons.